AUGCCAACAAGUCCAUCCAAUCACUCUCUCAUCCUUGAAGAGACGAUCACAGCCAGUACCUCAGGACAGACCCAACGCACAAACAUGCAAGCUCCCACCCUCCAAGCAAUCACCACCGCUCUAGCGCUCGUGAACUCUCUACCGACACCAACGGAAUCACACGCAAGCCAAUUCGAUGAAGAACUAAGCGAGGCCUUCAAUCUCGACUUCACUCUACCACCCCUCGCCCCCCUCGGGUUACCCAACUUCUCUCAGCGUGCGCCAGACUCACCGCCCUCCUCCGUCUCGCUUGACGACCCUCCCCAAGAUUCACCACCCGAGUACGUCCCCAUGCGCGACGCACCUCCUCAAACAUCAUCACACGCCGCACUCUCGGCCGAGGAGGACAGGCUGUUCCUGACGCGCUUUUGGCGAAACGUGCAAAGGAGGCAAUGGGCCCGGGGAACCCGCGAUGCAGCCCUCGAGCCCACACCAUCUGGAUCCGAGUCCUCAUCGUCGUCUUCAUCUGAGCUUUGGUCCGAGCCUUAG
This is a messenger RNA of Macroventuria anomochaeta, 528 nucleotides long. RefSeq lists its product as uncharacterized. The record is from RefSeq and is a predicted model, not a curated record. The transcript has a single exon. The coding region runs from base 1 to 528 and encodes 175 amino acids. Lineage: Eukaryota; Fungi; Ascomycota; Dothideomycetes; Pleosporales; Didymellaceae.